Molecule: messenger RNA, 1197 nt
Organism: Capronia coronata CBS 617.96
Lineage: Eukaryota; Fungi; Ascomycota; Eurotiomycetes; Chaetothyriales; Herpotrichiellaceae
Exons: 1
Coding region: 1-1197 (398 amino acids)
Source: RefSeq, a predicted model, not a curated record
AUGGCUCGAAAUAUGGAUGCUCACUCCAGCUUUGUCUUCCUCCUCGAAAACCUUCCCACUUGGAAGGCUAGCAUUCAGUCAUUAUCCUCACAUGCCGACCAGAAACAUACCGAGUUUGUAACCGAGUAUGCUCGACUGGUUAACCAGAUCAAGCCCAAGCGUCGGAGGUCACCUUCCAUGACUUCAGUCCAUACCACCGAUGACAAUGAUUACCCUGGCCAGCCUGAAGGGGAUUCCACUCCAAGCAUUGACACUAUGCCACCCCCCCUCAGCCGGAUCGAAAUCAAUCCUCUCGAGGCCGGGAACAAAUAUUUAUACGCGCAAGCCAGAAGGAGGCGGAGACCGGGCACCUCAAUCCGUUCAGGAGCCUCUGGGCCACAAAAGUUCAGGAAUAAAAAUCAAGUCGUUGUAUAUUACGAUGCUUUUCUGCAAGAACAACUGGAAACCAUGGUGAAGACUAUUGGCGUCGGUCGGAACAACCUACGCAAGGGCAAAAAUGCCUUAGUAGCUGCUAAAGGAUUUUCUCUUCCCGCCUUAUCAUCUACCACGCGCAACCACCGAGCUUAUCCAUCACUCGACAGUAUCCGAGGUACAACUUCGGUAUCCCGCAGUACGCCAGCACUUGUGUCGGGAAAGAAGCCUACUUCACACACCGUCCAACCCCAAGCAGCAUCCGAUGAUGAAACUUCUUUCUUCCUGGUGGACAAGGAGCUGGAGUCGAUCCAGUCUCUCUGUGAGACUGCGGCUCACCAAUUUCUUCGAGAUGGCGAUUGCAAGACAGAGCUGGAUUCAAUUUGUCAGAGGUUUGACGCCGUCCUCGCCCAAGCAACCGCUGUAGCAGAAUCGCUCAAGAACAGUCGGCAAGAAAACCAACAGGAGUUGGACGGAGACCGUGAGCACGCAGAUAACACUCAUAGCUGUGGAGACUCGGUUGGUACACUGUCUACUCAGCCUUCGCUCGAUGUCCUUCAUACCCCCAAGAUUGGUGCAGCCAUGGACCGCAGUCACCUCAUCAUUAGCCACACUUUGGAGGACAUGAAGUCGCGUGGAGCAUUCUUCAGUGCACCCAUGGUAUCGGGUGACAAUGCGGGAAUGAUGACUGACAACAUCGAAGUGGACGAUGCCAGCGACCAGAGCUCUGUUGUCGUCGACAUUACGCAGUUUCGAAUGACGAAUCCGAGGAGGACCAGGGUCUGA